GUGCCGCAUUUUAGCCGUUGAGGCGGUUCAAUGUCAAACUCGACAUUCUUGACUGGUCCGUUUAUGUAUAUCGGAAGUACAGUACUGCACACAUUCUGGUGUUACUUCCUCGCACUGUGAUACGUUGACUGCAGUUCAUAAAUAUCCGGAAACAGCUGGUCUACACCAGGACCAGGAAGACGAGUUGGGUGCCCACUAUCUCGACACGCUCACACCCCUGCGUUUGUCAGCUGAACGUGAUAUCUCCCCAAGGACAGGGGUGCGUUCAAAGCGGGCAGGUGUUGUUUACCAAGCACACCCGUAAUGUAGCCUGAGACAGUCUGUGCAGCCUCUUGCCCACACCCCAACAGACAACGCCUAGCUCUACUGUCCAGUGUCAGACACUCGGGGAACAGACAACGCCUAGCUCUACUGUCCAGUGUCAGACACUCGGGGAAAUGACCCAAUGUAAUGGGAGGUUUCUUCGGCGACGCACUGUAUUAUGGACCCUUUUGGCUCUGACGCUGUUGACACUGAUCGCCUUCCACGUCGAUGUACCAAUCCGGGUGUACAAAUCCGGUAUUGCGCAGAUUCCACCAAGUGUAACACCAUCGAGAUGGGAGAGACCACGCCAGUUUCUGGACAAUGUGGAUGUUUACAAAAUAACGAAUGAAGACCCAUUGGCGUGGACAUUAAGUGUCCUCCCACCUCAUCCCUCAGGGAAAAUUAUAAAUGAUAUCAACCCUUAUGUACAACCAGUAACAAGAAUAGCAACCGGCCAAAAUGACGACAAAGUAGUUCCCAAAUCUCCGAACAAACCAAAGUUGGGACGGAAGCGAAUCGUGGUGGUAAAUAACACCGGUUGGGACUGGAUCAGAAUGGGAGACCACGUCGAUGUACCAAUCCGGGUUUACAAAUCCGGUAUUGCGCAGAAUCCACCAAGUGUAACACCACCGAGAUGGGAGAGACCACGCCAGUUUCUGGACAAUGUGGAUGUUUACAAAAUAACGAAUGAAGACCCAUUGGCGUGGACAUUAAGUGUCCUCCCACCUCAUCCCUCAGGGAAAAUGAUAAAUAAUAUCAACCCUAAUGUACAACCAGUAACAAGGAUGGCAAAUGGCCAAAAUGGCGACAAAGUAGUGCCCAAAUCUCCGAAACCCAAAUUGGGACGGAAGCGAAUCGUGGUGGUAAAUAACCCCGGUUGGGACUGGAUCAGAAUGGGAGACGUGGGAUUAACAGACUGUCCCGUUGAAUGUACCUUGACGGCCGACACGGCCCAAAUUCAAAUGGCCGACGCCAUCAUUUUCUAUGCUGUUGGGUAUUUCAGGACCAUACCCGUGCGAGCUCACGGCCAGGUAUGGAUUUUCCUCUCUCUGGAGAGUCCAUCUUAUUCGUUGUCCCAGGCAUUCGAGAAACCCGAAUGGCAUGGUCAGAUUAACUGGACCAUGACCUACAGAUCGGAUUCGGACAUCUUUUAUCCCUAUGGCCGUGUUAAUAGACGGGGGGAUUUUCUUACAACGGACUACACUUCUCUCGCAGAAAAGAAAACCAAGAAGGUUGCAUGGGUUGUGAGCCAUUGUGAAACCGACAGUAAAAGAGAGGAUUAUGUGAGACUCCUGAAACAACAUAUCGGUGUGGAUACGUUUGGCAUGUGUGGUCUCCCUUGUGGAAAUGAAGGCAGUUUUGAGUGUUUACAAAUGCUGACUAACGAUUAUAAGUUUUAUUUGUCAUUUGAGAACACGCUGUGCUUGGACUAUGUGACGGAGAAGCUGUUCCGGAAGAUCAUGGUGGCAGAUGUGGUGCCAGUUGUAAGGGGAUUUGUCAAUUAUACUAAAUACAUGCCGCCCAAGUCGUUUAUAAACGCUGAUGAUUUCAGCACCGUGGCUGAGCUUGGCAAAUAUCUUAAUUACCUCGAUAAAAAUAUGACUGCAUAUCUGGAAUAUUUAGAAUGGAGAAAAUAUUAUUUUGUUGUGGAGAAACCAAAUCCCACUUGUGAAGUUUGCAUGAAGCUCCUAGAACCGGAGAAAUAUAGAAACGUUUAUGAAGACGUGUUUUCUUGGUGGACCAAGGGCGUGUGUCAUUCUCCCAAGCCGAUUGUGUGACGUACAGUUCUUUUGAGUGAAUUGCUAUUGUUUGACAUAUACUUGUUACGUCAGCGAAAUGCAGGUCAACAUUUGUUGGUUGAUUUUUUAAAUUAUAGGUGGUUCAUUUUUAAGGCAGUAUAUACUUGUAAAUUGGAGUGACUGACCCCCAAAUUACAAAUGUUAUCAAAAUGUUACUUGGCUUAGACAGUUGCCGAUACACUGCAAACUUAAGGUCCAAAGCACAACCAUUAUACUCGCAUCAAAUACAUCACCAUCUCUUGUUUGUUUCAUUUUUAGCCACCAUCAAACAUUGAUGUUUUAUCCAUGUUGGCAUAUAUCAAUUUUCUAUAUACCAGAAACCCUCUUACAGUACUGUUAAAUGAGAAUAUCCAGCAACGAUAUCAACGUGAAUAGAAUCCAACGGAUUAACGAGCUUUCAAUUGAUAUAUAAAGAUAGGAUUAUUUACAUGGAAAACUUAUUCAUGACACUUGUAAUAAAACAUAUUUCCAUUUUG
This is a messenger RNA of Haliotis rufescens (red abalone), 2578 nucleotides long. RefSeq names its product 3-galactosyl-N-acetylglucosaminide 4-alpha-L-fucosyltransferase FUT3-like. NCBI's taxonomy places the organism in Eukaryota, Metazoa, Mollusca, Gastropoda, Lepetellida, Haliotidae. Gene Ontology annotation, cellular component: membrane. The coding region runs from base 438 to 2081 and encodes 547 amino acids. The record is from RefSeq and is a predicted model, not a curated record. The transcript is spliced from 2 exons. Gene Ontology annotation, molecular function: alpha-(1->3)-fucosyltransferase activity.